This is a messenger RNA of Macroventuria anomochaeta, 840 nucleotides long. RefSeq lists its product as uncharacterized. NCBI's taxonomy places the organism in Eukaryota, Fungi, Ascomycota, Dothideomycetes, Pleosporales, Didymellaceae. The transcript has a single exon. The record is from RefSeq and is a predicted model, not a curated record. Bases 4 to 798 code for a protein of 264 amino acids.
GAGAUGCAAGAGCAUGCAACGCUACCUGUCACCGUCCCACUCAGUACUUGGAGGGGCGAUUCAUUCUCCCGCUCCUUCCCUUCUAGCUUAAGUGUUGCCAUCUUUGAUGCGACUGCCAGCGCAAAGAAAUGGCGGAUCGAUGGCCUAACGAUACAGGAACUGGAUAUGCUGGCUUUCUCUACCAGAGACCUUGGUGCCGACUCUGACAACAACCUGACUAGUAUCACGAUUCGACUCAGCGCUCGAGACAAAGAGAGCUACCCAAAUGUACCCAGAGCCUGGCUCGCCCUGUUUCUCAGCCGGUGGUAUGGUCUCGAAUCUAUUUGUCUGGAGUUCCGUAGCCGUGUGCUUCGCGAAAACGGGUUGACAACCUCCAUACGGAAGAUUCAAGAUACCUUCGAAGUUUCGAAGGAUCCUCUCUGGCCAUGCAGGCCGGAGGGUCCUGUGACAUGGACGAAGCUUCGCAAGUUAUCGUUGUGCCAUUUCGACUCGACCCCGAAAGCGUUGUUGUCUCUGAUCACCAGACACAGCUCGACCUUGCGAGACUUGAGGCUCAAUGCUAUAUGGCUCGACGGGGAAGGCAGUGUGCUCUCUGCAGAGUACUCCUGGCGAGAGAUCUUCCGAAGUAUCAGAGCAACAACGAGUCUGGAAAAGGUGGCACUGUCAGGAGUGUUUCGUAACAACAGUCACGAAGAUGACGUGUGGGAUUUCAACAACGAAGGUCUUGCAAAAGUCGUGGCUAGUUGGAUUACCAACGGCGCGGAGUGUCCAUUAACAGACAACCUCGAUAGCGUUUGAGAGCCGUUGCGCUGAUAAAGACAUCUCAAACUUUGGUGGAGA